AUGAGGAGAUAUGAAGGGCUGGGGAGCAUCGUGAUGCCAGUGGCUCAGCAGUUCAGUCCAGAUGUGGUUCUGGUGUCGGCGGGCUUCGAUGCAGUCGAGGGUCAUCAGUCUCCUCUGGGGGGGUACAACGUCUCCGCCAAGUGUUUUGGUCAGCUGACCCAGCUGCUGAUGGGUCUGGCGGGGGGGCGGGUGGUGAUGGCUCUGGAGGGGGGUCACGACCUCACAGCCAUCUGUGACGCCUCAGAGUCCUGUGUGUCCGCGCUGCUGGGAGACCAGAGUGACUCUGUGUUCCCGUGGCCUCAGGAGAAACCCUGUCCAAAAGCCUGGGAAUCAUUGGAGAGAGUCAUAGAGAUCCAGAUGACCCGGAAAUGAAUUUCAGCGCGCCAUGUUGAAGGACA
Molecule: messenger RNA, 398 nt
Organism: Notothenia coriiceps (black rockcod)
Lineage: Eukaryota; Metazoa; Chordata; Actinopteri; Perciformes; Nototheniidae
Product: histone deacetylase 4-like
Exons: 5
Coding region: 1-372 (123 amino acids)
Biological process (GO): epigenetic regulation of gene expression
Cellular component (GO): histone deacetylase complex
Molecular function (GO): histone deacetylase activity
Source: RefSeq, a predicted model, not a curated record